AGAGAUAACAAUUCUAAGCACGAGAUGGAGAAAAACCCUCGCGACAAAAGUGCUCGAUUUCCAAAUACUUCGCUGGCAUCGCUCGUCACUUUCGAAAAAUCGCUAUUUGAAUACAGUGCCAUCCCCGUACUUCCUCCGCCACCGAUUAUCAAAUAUUCGGUCGUUGAUCGAAUACCACGCCAGUGUUCCACAGAAUUGUUUUCGAUGCGAAUAAUCGUCGUUUCGGGACUGCCAUAGGCGUCAUUUCGAUCGACCCAUGGAUCAUUCCGAUAGACCGCUAUCACAAGAUUUCCCUCCAAUUUCAUCAAAAGGAGGGAAGGAACUGCGGAUUUUGCGCACCUUAGUAAAGACAUGAGUGUGUAACCGUCGCGAUUCGACGAAUAGACAAGACGAAGUGGAUGAGCGCAGACUCGAUGAAGCAACGGGGCGAUUUUUUGCCAAAGAGACACGUCCAGAAUAAGACUCUUUCCUGUCAGUUUCAAAUUGUAGUAAUCUCCAGUAUAAGCAAUAGUAUUAUUUCCAUUCUCAAGGAAAAUGGAUAUUAAAGAGUCGAAAUGUUUGAGACUUUCACAGGCGCGAAGAGAAGCUUCUAGAUAGUUCCAUGU
Blastocystis hominis is the source of this 605-nucleotide messenger RNA. RefSeq lists its product as hypothetical. The transcript has 2 exons. The record is from RefSeq and is a predicted model, not a curated record. The coding region runs from base 25 to 237 and encodes 70 amino acids. Lineage: Eukaryota; Bigyra; Opalinata; Blastocystidae.